Neocloeon triangulifer is the source of this 1384-nucleotide messenger RNA. RefSeq names its product opsin, ultraviolet-sensitive. Gene Ontology annotation, molecular function: G protein-coupled receptor activity. NCBI's taxonomy places the organism in Eukaryota, Metazoa, Arthropoda, Insecta, Ephemeroptera, Baetidae. Gene Ontology annotation, biological process: visual perception; G protein-coupled receptor signaling pathway. The transcript is spliced from 8 exons. The coding region runs from base 36 to 1178 and encodes 380 amino acids. Gene Ontology annotation, cellular component: membrane. The record is from RefSeq and is a predicted model, not a curated record.
UCGGCCGGAGAAGAGCUAUAGUUGGGGCGCCCACCAUGUCGCCCAGAGCAGAUGCCUUCUCGCACCUCUACGAAAACGUCUCCAGGCAAGUCCUGGAACCUUCCUUCAGGUCAGCGCCUCGCAUGUUAGCUUGGAAUGUGCCCUCCCACGAGUUGGUCAACAUUCCUGAGCACUGGCUCUCCUACCCUGAGCCGGACCCUUCCUGGCACUACAUGCUGGCGCUCAUCUACAUCGGCCUCACCAUCGUCGCCCUCACUGGAAAUGGCCUCGUCAUCUGGAUUUUCGGAACGGCCAAGUCUCUGCGCUCGUCAUCAAACAUGUUCGUGGUGAAUCUGGCAAUUGCCGACUUCAUGAUGAUGUUGAAGACGCCAAUCUUCAUCUACAACUCGUUCCACGAGGGCUACGCACUCGGCUACCUGUACUGCCAGAUUUUUGCAGCGGUCGGCUCCAUGUCCGGAAUCUUGCAGGCCACCACCAACCUUUGCAUUUCCUACGACCGAUACAGGACAAUUUCGCGACCCCUUGACGGAAAACUGAGCAAAGGCAAGGUUUUCUUCAUGAUCCUUCUGACCUGGGGCUACGCUAUUCCGUGGACCUUGAUGCCGCUGACCAGUUACUGGGGCCGAUUCGUUCCAGAGGGUUAUCUGACGAGUUGCACAUUCGACUAUCUGACCAACACCAUGGAGAACAAGAUGUUUGUCUUCUUCAUCUUCGUCUUCUCGUACUUCAUCCCGAUGUUCUCCAUCAUUUUCUUCUAUUCGCAAAUCGUCGGCCACGUCGUCAACCACGAAAAAGCUCUGAAGGCGCAGGCAAAGAAGAUGAACGUGGAUUCGCUGAGAAGUGGUGAAAAGGCAAAUGCCUCUGCUGAGAUCCGUAUCGCCAAAACCGCAAUUGGCAUCUGCGCCCUUUUCGUCGCUUCCUGGACACCCUACGCAGUUCUUGCCCUGAUCGGAGCUUUUGGAAAUCAAGCAUUAUUGACCCCGACGAUGUCCAUGCUGCCAGCCUUGUGCUGCAAACUGGUCGCCUGCAUCGACCCAUAUGUUUACGCCAUCAGUCACCCAAGAUACAGGCACGAGCUGCAGAAACGCCUGCCGUGGUUGAAAAUCAACGAGCCCAGUGCUGCGUCCGACACAUCUUCAGUCAGCACAACUGCCACCUCUGAAAACACCGAAAAAUAAUUAAAUAAAUUUUAAUUCAACGUUGACGACCAAUCGCAAUUCUACUUUGGACUUCUCUAAUGGAAAACCUCUGCUCGUCGCUUUUCCUUCUUCUCCGCAAAAAUGAGAAGGGUGAAAAUUUGAAGAUAAAAAUCCCUUUUUUUCUGCAUGUAGACUUCAGGAUUAUUUCUGAAUACAAUUCAACCAGCAAUAAUUUUCGUUUCUUU